Eutrema salsugineum is the source of this 653-nucleotide messenger RNA. RefSeq lists its product as uncharacterized. The transcript has a single exon. The coding region runs from base 55 to 651 and encodes 198 amino acids. NCBI's taxonomy places the organism in Eukaryota, Viridiplantae, Streptophyta, Magnoliopsida, Brassicales, Brassicaceae. The record is from RefSeq and is a predicted model, not a curated record.
UCAACAAAACUUCAUCUUUGAUUGUUAAUUUGCUUUGAUUGUGUAAGCAAAUAAAUGGGUGUUACGGGGAAGAAACUUUGUUCACUAAAUUGCGAAGUCAGAAUAGUAGAAGCAAGAAACGUAGAGAUCAAGUCACAAGCUCGUACUCUGUUCGUUAGAUUCUAUCUCUCUGCAGGACAAAACAGAAAGAUCGAAGUAAACACGAGAGAUAUCUGUUCGAAGUCAGACAACCUCGUUUGGGAUCAAUCUUUUGAUCUGGAGUGUCAAGGGGACGAAGCAGCCGUCGAUGAAUUGAAGCAACAGAUAGUCGUUUUCGAGCUACGGAGGAAGAAAACGGCAUCGUUUCUCAGGAAGUCAUCGAGAUCGGAGGUUGUGGGAAGAGGAGAGGUUUCAUGGGAUUCGGUCUUCGGGUCGCCAGGCAUGGAAAUUGAGAGAUUUGUUGUGAUGGGUGAAUCGAAAACCCGGGUCUUGGAAGAUGAAAAGCCUGUUUUGUUGAAGAUAGCUUUAAAGGUUCAAGCUUUAGAAAUGGAAAAGAAGUUGAUCAACAAGAAAGAGAAGCUUUGUGUGUGUUGUAGUCGUAGAGAUUGUGGAAGUUGCAAUUGUUUGGAUUACGAAGCUUUUGCUUUAGCUUGUGCUUUAGAUUGUAUUUAAAG